AUGUGGCUGCCACGAUACAAAUUACUUGGCAAAGAUCCUCGCUGUUUGACAUCGGUUCCCGGGGGUGGAAGAGAUGGACUGGGUCUCAGCGCAGGAGAGCUUUCAAUAACUACUCCGUAUUCCAUAGCUGAGAGAUCGUUCGUCACCUAUCGAGGAAGAAGGCUCGCCCGUUUCACCAACCCUCCACCCAAAACCCAAUCAGCGGUCCAGGCUGUUCCCCGAUUGCAGGGAAGGCUCCCAAGUCCGUGCCCCAAGGGUCCCAAAAAUAAAUUUGACACGGCGGGGGCCGAGCAUGGAAAUGUUUUGGCGCGGCACGAUCAUCCACAUCUUGGACGUCCCUGGAUCAAAGUAGUAAAAGGGGGGGGGGGGAACCGACGAUCGGCCACGCGGCUGGGAUUGGAGGAAAAAGCAAAGAGAACGCAGAAACAAGACCGCGGGCCCCAGCACUAUGAAGAUGACAGCUCAUUUUACCCGAUUGGCUAUGAAUUUCUCUGGUAA
This is a messenger RNA of Coccidioides posadasii C735 delta SOWgp, 498 nucleotides long. The record is from RefSeq and is a predicted model, not a curated record. NCBI's taxonomy places the organism in Eukaryota, Fungi, Ascomycota, Eurotiomycetes, Onygenales, Onygenaceae.